Wickerhamiella sorbophila is the source of this 576-nucleotide messenger RNA. RefSeq lists its product as hypothetical. The coding region runs from base 1 to 576 and encodes 191 amino acids. NCBI's taxonomy places the organism in Eukaryota, Fungi, Ascomycota, Dipodascomycetes, Dipodascales, Trichomonascaceae. The transcript has a single exon. The record is from RefSeq and is a predicted model, not a curated record.
AUGAAGACCCCUAAGAAAGCCUUUAAAGAAAAGGUAGAACAUGAAUUCGGCGUCGAAGAUCCAUAUUAUAAGGAAGAAGAAGAAGUUGCCGAGGACGGGACUGUUACAACCAAACGAGUAAAGCGUGAGGUGCCUGCUGGAAUCUCCGCAAAUGAUGCGAGCGUGCUGAAGAAAACGAAGCUACAUGCGUAUCGCCUUGAGCUCUGGUUCUCAAUGUGUGGCCUCAACGUUGGAUGGUCUGCUGUAAUUGGUAUCAUCCCAUUAGUGGGAAGUGCACUCUGUGCUUGGUUAGCGUUCAACACCGUCUCCAUGGCGGACAAAAUUGAUGGCGGGUUGACUAACUGGCAGAAAUCAAGAAUGUACUACAAUGCUACAGUGACGUCUGCUGUAGGCUUUAUCCCUCUCGUGGGAGAUAUUAUACAGGCAGUUUACAAGGGUAGUACUCGCAAUGCCAUGUUGCUCGAGGAAAUUUUGAUUGAGCGAGGUCAAAAGAACUUGUCGGCUGCAGGAGAUUCGUCCAAGCUCACUUCUAAAGGCACAAAGGUCGAUGUGCCUCCCAAGAACCAUCUUAAAUAG